CAGGUGUCCACCAGCUGCUGGCAGUCUGAAGGCCAUGAAGUCCAGGAUGGGCUCCUCGCAGGCACCCUGGACAGGGUGUGUGGGAGGGCAAGGGGUGAUGGCCCUGCUGCUGGUUGGCCUCCUCCUGCCAGGGACCUUGGCUAAGAGCAUCGGGACCUUCUCAGACCCCUGUAAGGACCCCAUGCGUAUCACCUCCCCCAAUGACCCCUGUCUUGUUGGGAAGGGUGGCUCCAGCAACUUUGUUUCCAGUUCUGGUGGCUCCAGUGGCUCCAGUGGCUCCAGUGGCUCCAGUGGUGGUUUCAGUGGUAGCUCCAGCGGCUCCAGCAGUGGCUCCAGUGGUGGCUCCAGUGGUUCCAGUGUCUCCAGUGGCUCAAGUGGCUUCAGCAGUGACUCCAGCAGUGGCUCCAGUGGAUCCAGUGUUGCCCAGAGUGGUCCUUCAGGAUCUGCGUUAUUUAAGCCAGGGACAGGGUAUUCCCAGGGCAGCUAUGCCUCUGGAUCUGGCUCUAGUCUACACAGUGCCUCCAGCUCCUUCCAGUCAGGCAGCAGCUUCCAGUCGGGGACUGGACCAGCUCUACCAACCAAUGGUGGUACUUCUCACUUCGUGAUAAACUCUUCCCAGUCUAGAGGAGGCUCAGGCUCCUCUGUUUCUCAAACUUCCUGGAUAUCCAACAGUGGUGGCCAAAGGGUCAACUCUAAUUUACGCCCAUGUAGUUCAGAUGUCCCCGACUCUCCCUGCAGUGGGGGGCCUAUCGUCUCACACACCAACUCCUACAUCUCCAGCUCUCACUCUGUGUCAGGGGGUCAAAGGCCGGUGGUGGUGGUGGUGGAGCAGCAUGGCUCUGGUGGCCCUGGAGUGGUUCAGGGUGUCCCCUGUAGCAAUGGUGGCCUUUCAGGCAAGCCCUGUCCCCCCAUCACCUCUGUAGGUGAUUCCUAUGGCAGCUAUGAAGUGGUGGGUGGCUCCUCUAAUAGUUAUCUGGCCCCAGGCAUGACUUACAGUGGGGGCAAAAUCUACCCGGUGGGAUACUUCACCAAAGAUAACCCUGUCAGAGGCUCCCCAGGAGUGCCCUCCUUUGCAGCUGGGUCCCCCAUCUCUGAGGGCAAAUACUUCUCUAGCAACCCCAUCAUCCCCAGUCAUAGCUCCUCCAGUGCCAACAUUGCUUCCUCAGCCAUCGUGUUCCAGCCAGUGGGCUCGGGUGGGGUCCAGCCCUGUGCAGUUGGUUCCUCAGGCUCAAGGGGGCCCUGUUCCCUCUCCAGUUCUGUAGUCCACAGCAGCCCCAGCGUCUCUGGCAGUUCUGGGUCACGUUCCCAUCCCUGUGGCAGUGUUUCCCAGGGAUCCUGUUCCCCACCUGGCACAGGCUCGCUCAGCCACAGCUCCACCUCCCAAUCCAGCAGCAAAAUCAUUCUUCAGCCCUGUGGCAGCAAGUCCAGCUCUGCUGGUCACCCUUGCAUUUCUGUCUCCUCCUCGGCAUUGAGUGGGGGUCAAAAUAGCUCUCCCCAAUCUGAUCCCUCAGUUGUUACCCAGCCCUGCGGCAGCUCUGGGAAGAUGCCUUGCCGUUCCAUCCGGGACAUCCUGGCCCGGGUGAAUCCCCUGGGACCCCAGCUAGCUGACCCUAAAGUCUUCCUGCCCCAAGGACAGUUACCUGGCAGUUCGUAAGUCACUUUUGCAGCAUGCAUGUGUGGCACACACACACGCACAUACCCAGGGAGAUGCUCCCCAGAGAGCUGCUCUGCUUCCUCUACUGCCCAGUGUGGCACAUUCCCCCUUAUCUCAUCUUCUUUCUUCACCUCCCCAGACUGUGGGUGCCAAAUCCCUUCCCUUGUCCUCUCCAACUGUGUAGAAUCACAGCUUCCUUCAACACCCUCCCUGUCCCAUAUCCACUCCCUAAAAUUUUCUGACAUUUUUUUGACAUGUGACAGUUCAUUGGCUAAUCCUGCCCAUUCAGAUUGUUGACUGGGAAACCCUGAAAUGUCCCAGAGUAAAUCCAAUGCCCGAGCAAGUCAUCUUCUCUCCCUUUGAUGGAUAAAGCACCAUCCAAACCAUCUGAAAAUAAUUACUGCUUUUCACUGCCCUCUCUUUGCCAUCUGGUCAACCAAUGAGAUCUGCUCUGGGUUCUCACCCCCACCCCCAUUCCACUCCUGACCUCCAUUUUCAAGCUCCCCACACCCUCUGUGAAUUCCAACACUCCCCCUUGCCUCUCAAGGUCUCCAUCCCUGGGAGUCUCAAUCCCUGUCCUGGCUACCACUUCCCUCAUUUUCAGAUGUUGUUUGGUGUCAGGGAGGUGCUAAGGGUCUAUGAGGAGACUCAAGCAGAUGCCUUGCUCUCUAGGUCCUGGACAGAUGUCUCAAUAAACUGUGUGAA
Phyllostomus hastatus (greater spear-nosed bat) is the source of this 2359-nucleotide messenger RNA. RefSeq names its product corneodesmosin (gene CDSN). Gene Ontology annotation, molecular function: protein homodimerization activity. The transcript has 2 exons. Bases 35 to 1654 code for a protein of 539 amino acids. Lineage: Eukaryota; Metazoa; Chordata; Mammalia; Chiroptera; Phyllostomidae. Gene Ontology annotation, biological process: skin morphogenesis; cell-cell adhesion. The record is from RefSeq and is a predicted model, not a curated record.